Molecule: messenger RNA, 1156 nt
Organism: Oppia nitens
Lineage: Eukaryota; Metazoa; Arthropoda; Arachnida; Sarcoptiformes; Oppiidae
Product: S-methyl-5'-thioadenosine phosphorylase-like
Exons: 1
Coding region: 186-1019 (277 amino acids)
Biological process (GO): nucleoside metabolic process
Cellular component (GO): cytosol
Molecular function (GO): S-methyl-5-thioadenosine phosphorylase activity
Source: RefSeq, a predicted model, not a curated record
AUAAAUUGAAAACACAUUUAUAUUGCACUUUGUUUUAGAUUAUCUUCAAUUUGAAUGAAGUGUCGAUAAGUGACAAACAUUUAACACUAAAAGUAUACCAAAGACUAAGUGCUAACAGUUGUCAACAACUUUUCAUUCAAAACCUAUUGAUUACUGUUUUGGUGACAAAAUCCAAGAACCAAGACAUGACUCAAACUGAAUCAGAGUUUCGACUGAAGAUUGGUAUCAUUGGUGGCACCGGUUUGGACAGGGAUUCGUCGAUUAUCAAAGAUCUCAAACUAGUGUCAGUACCGACCACACCAUAUGGCGAUCCCAGUGAUAAUGAGGUGAUUACUGGAACCAUUGAAGGAGUGGACAUUGUGUUGAUGGGUCGACACGGAAGCAAACAUAAUAUCAAUCCCUCAGAUGUCAACUAUAGGGCCAACUUAUGGACAUUGAAAGAGUUGGGCGUAACUAUAGUUUUGGUGACCACCGCUUGCGGCUCUCUUAAGUUGGAAGUAAGUCCCGGUGAUUUUGCAAUUCUAGACCAAUAUAUCGACCGCACAUGUCUUCGGGGGCGUACUUUCCAUAAAGUAUCGCACAUUCCUCAGGGAAAACCAUUUCACCCCAAACUUCAACAAAUACUGGAAGAAAGUAUCGCUCAAUUGGGAUAUAAAUUCCACCCGAAAGUGACGACCGUAACCAUCGAAGGCCCGCGUUUUUCAACUCUGGCUGAAUCGCGACUUUACAAGAGUUGGGGCGCAGAUAUCGUCAACAUGACUACCGUUCCUGAGGCACAAUUAGCCGCUGAAUUAGGACUUAUCUACGGAGCCCUAGCAUUGGUAACUGAUUACGAUUGUUGGCACGAAUCGGACGACGAGUCGGUCAGCGUUGACCUCGUAAUGAACCGAUUGAAGGAAUUGUCUGAAAGAGCUAAAAAUGUAUUGUCUUUGACUAUCAAAAACAUUUCGCAAAAUGAUUGGCAAACUAUUUGGCACAAAAAACAAAGCGAUUCCAAGCUAGCCGUUAUGUACCACUAAUUGGGAUCUAAUUUAGUGAUAAUUAUUUUUAGUACAAACAGCUUGUAUGACAUUUUAUAAGUGUAUUAAAUUUAUUAGAACUAAUUAUUUUUAAUACAUUGUUUUAAUUAUAUAAAUUUAUUAUUAAAUAUUUUAAA